This is a messenger RNA of Sphaeroforma arctica JP610, 178 nucleotides long. RefSeq lists its product as hypothetical. The annotation marks the transcript as partial. Lineage: Eukaryota; Ichthyosporea; Ichthyophonida. The record is from RefSeq and is a predicted model, not a curated record. The transcript has a single exon.
GCAACCCGCAGCUGGCCCAGUACUCGUCCUUAUCCUCACAGGCACAGAACACCCCCACUAUCAAUCUCAUACCAACGUCAAGCAACGAGCCAUCUCCCAACACCUUUGUACUGCGAUUCUUUGUGGCGCCUCUGACCGGCGCGUGUCCUGAACGCACAGCCGAGACAGCCGCAGAAAU